AUGAUGAGCGGCAAUUUAUUUCAAUUUGAAGAAUAUCAACAGCAAGAACAGCAACAUCAACAUCAACAAGGAAACAUGACGAUUGAUCCAACUGUCGUCGGUGAUAUCAAAGAUUAUUUAACAUGUGAUUUGAAACUAUCAGACACAGCGUUCAAUGAUUUCUUCUCGGAAUUCGAUAUCAGUACAAAUGAUUUUCAAUAUUUUGAUCCGUCGACAAAUACUACUACGACUUAUUUACAACCACCUCCUAUUGAAUUACCACCACCCUCGUAUGAUGCAACGGUACUCCCUACAGCAUCGGACAAAAUAACGCAAAAUAGCAAUGUUCAAACGAGGGAAGCACCGGUGGAGGAGUACAUGUCAUCGGGUACAUUGCAAACUUUAAUUGAACAACAUCAAGCGCAUCAAUCGGUGAUGAAAUAUUCAUCUUCGCCACCACCUCCUUCGACUCCGACUUCAUCAAUGUUAUCUGUGGGUAUCUCGGAGUAUCAAAGGAACAAAAGUACAUCCGGAAGUAAACCGACUUCAUCAAAACGGUCUCGCCCAUCACAUCCUGCUCACCUGCCGAAGUUAAUUAAAAAGCCCGAACCUAUUCCGGUUACACUAGAUCAAUUUCAAGCUUUAAUCUGUUCCGCGCCCGAUACAUCCACCUCGAAUGUUGGCUCCUUUUCAAGCCUUCUUGAGAACAGUACGAUCAUUGGAAAUAAUAUUCCUUUGAAGAUCGUCAAUCAAAACAGUCAUAUGAGUAAUAAUAACAAUAGUUCAGAUGAAGGCAGCCGACAUGACUCACCAUCCAACAGCCACAUGGCAACAAGCACACAUGGUGGUUUCGGUAAUGGUACCGGAGGUGGCCGUGUCCGACGAAAAUCAUCGCACAAUGCGAUUGAGAAACGGUAUCGUUCGAGCAUCAACGAGCGAAUACUUGAAUUAAAAGAAAUUGUUGCGGAUACUGAUGAAAAAGUACAAAAAUCUGGUGUACUCCGACGAACAAUUGAAUUUAUUCGACAACUUCAAACAACUAACCGUCGAUUAGAAGAAGAAAACAACACGUUGAAAAUUAUUCUCAAACGAUUGAAUUUAACCAAUGUUGAUGUCUCGCCUGUUAAUGAACUAUCUCCGCCGGAACGAAACCCAUCAGUGAAAAAUCCGACGACACCACCCUCAUCUCAUAGUGAUUCGAGCGAAUCAAGUUUCAAUUCAAGUGACGAUGCGUACAGUCCGGCUCCAAAACGACAAAAACGUACGACAAGCAAACAAGGCAUGGUCAAUGGAUCUCGUUUGGUCUUAUGUUGUUUUAUGCUAUGCGUUCUGAUUACUAAUCCAUUCAAUUACUUAUUGAAUCUAAUCCAUGCAUCAGAUUCUAAUGAUUUAGCAGAAACGCAAUCGAUUAUUGGUUCGCGGACAUUACAAUCCGCAAACAACAAUGAAAAUCUGCAUUCGUCAACGUUUCUAAGUACGUAUUGGCGACAAUUAGUAGCAUGGAUGUUAAAUCUUGGCAUAUGUCUUGUCUGUCUGGUGAAACUAUUUGUCUAUGGCGAACCCAUCGUUCCGGAAUCAGAAAUGCAUGAAUACUAUGUUUAUAAGAAAAAAGCAGAUCAACUCAUGGCAGAAAAUCAAUUAACCGAAGCGAGAAUAUAUUAUCGUCAAUGCUGCGAGAAACUCUACGUUACAAUCGAUAAUACACUUUUAUAUUAUCUCUCAUCGAUCACAUGGCAAAUGACGCGUUUCUGUGUUAACUUAAUCGUUCUCGGUCGAUGGUUAAUCUUCUGGUCUGGAUGGACUAAAUCCAUCGAUACACGUGAUUACAAUCGUGAAUUAAACGAUUGUCUUUUGCAAUUAUGGAAAAUCGAAUAUCAUUCACCGUCAUCGUCAUUGGCUUUGUUCAAUUUAUUCCUUUCCACGAUCAAUACAUCAAUGAACGCCGGAAAGAAACUAGACAUGAGAAAACAUAACGAAAUUUACUUUCUUUCCGCAUUGACGUUGAACAAAUUGGGCGGAAUCUUUUCGAUUUUUAUACCGUACGUUUUGAAAUGUUUUUGUAUUGCCGAUAUAAAUGAUAUCUGGCUGGCUGAUGUCGAGCGAAUCAAUGAAUUUUUAUUUGAAAAACAGUCCAUUCGAAUUCAACAAACUAAUUUUCUCGAAUCAAUACGUUUACAAUACUUGGAAUACCUUCUCUAUGAUAAUAUUCACAAUCAACUUUUACUACAAGAUGAUCACCAAGCUCAACAACAACCGGCAGUCGCGAUUAAAAACCAACAAGAUUUGGAUUUGUUCUCCUGGUGGCAACAUAGUUUACAAGUGGUACGUUGUAUUUCAAACGAUAAAUUGUGCAUCGAUGAUGUCACGUCCAGUGAUGUUCUUCGGCAAAAUGGAGAGACGAUUUAUGAAAUGGCGCGUGCGAGAAAUAUCGUUGAUGAGCGAUAUAUUUCCAUUAUCGAAACAAUUCAUAGCAUUCUUUUGGUGUUGAAUGAUGAUGAUGAUCAAUCGAACAGCACGCGGGUAUCUUUAUUGGAACAACUGGGCCAAUCAAGUCGAAUGAUACUUUCGAUGAUUGAAAAUUCGAUUCACAAUACGACAGACAACGAAGAAAAUCUUGACGUGGCGAUUCAUACCUUAUUACUCGAUGGCAUUCUCGCAUUACGUCUUCGACUUCUAACGAGCACAAUGUCAAGCAAUGAGAAACAAACUCCAUAUCUACAUGAUUUUCAACAGGAAUUGGAUAUCUAUCGACAAUUGAAUCGUAUGAUGAAAUUGCCGAAGCAACGACUUUAUCUAUUCGAAUCAAUCUUUCGUGUGUCAUCCGGUUUGAAUCCAAUAGCGACCCAAACAUUAUUUGAACGUGCACUCAAACGAGUAAACUCAACAAAAGAAGAACUCCCUCCUAAUCUUGAUAUCAUCGCUGCACUUUUACUAUUCUGUCAUUUCCUUCCGUCAACAAUUUAUCAUUAUCGCACACUUCUUCAACAAGCUGCUAAUCUCUCGACACCUCCAUCCAAGAAAAAUAACGAUCUUUAUCGUUUACGACAGCAAUGCUUAACGCUAAUCCGUCAGCCGUACUUGACCCUUUGA
Molecule: messenger RNA, 3069 nt
Organism: Adineta ricciae
Lineage: Eukaryota; Metazoa; Rotifera; Eurotatoria; Adinetida; Adinetidae
Source: the annotation of a GenBank genome assembly